CCCCGUAUACGAGACACUAAUGGCUACGUCCUGUCCGUUACGGCCAAUCCAUUCGUGCCAGUCUGCUAUCAGUCAUCCGUCCAACCCCUGGGCAGCCCUCAUAGCGCCGGCUGUUGCUCGUCCACUGGCUGCUGUACGCCCACCGGACCGCCCACUCCGCCGGGCUACUCACACCUAUCGCCGCGACCAGCGCUACUACCGGUGCCCUUAUCACCGCCGGCCGCCACCUCCUCCUACGCUCGCUCUGCAGUUCAGUCACUUCCCGACCACAGAUUUGCACACUUCUUCACAACCAAUGUGAGUAUCGAGGAACUGGCGGCCGAUCUCUCCAAACGCAAUGGCUAUCACUGGCCGUCAAAUAGUGGACAAUGCCAUCAACCAUUCAAAUCAAAAUUUUGUAAUUUAAAUGCGAACAAUGAAAUCAAUUUGAAUGGCUAUCCGGCUAUUCCUACCGAUGAGGACACCAGUGAUGGUGCUGUCGCUUUGGGAUACAUUUCCGAUGAUAGUCUUCAAUAGCUACUUAUUACUUAUUAUAUAUUUAAGUUUCUGAUUUACAAAAUCAUUAUACCUUAUACUCUAAUUAUUUGUUACAAACAAAUUGUAUUACCCAAGUGUUUUGAAAUUUACUCUACCC
Messenger RNA from Oppiella nova, 634 nucleotides. Lineage: Eukaryota; Metazoa; Arthropoda; Arachnida; Sarcoptiformes; Oppiidae. The record is from the annotation of a GenBank genome assembly.